AACCUUCACUGCAUUUCUCACCUUCUCUGAAAACCCUAGCAGCCGCUUCGCUCCAUCUCUCCCCAAAACGUAGAGUUCUAUCUGCGACUUCCCCCUCGAAUCACCAUGGCGGAUGUGGAGACCGAUGUUACGGCCGCACAGCCAAAGAAGAGGACGUUCAAGAAGUUUAGUUUCAGAGGCGUGGAUCUCGAUGCUCUCCUCGACAUGUCCACUGAUGAGCUUGUUAAGCUCUUCCAUGCUCGUGCUCGCAGAAGGUUCAAUAGGGGCUUGAAGAGGAAACCCAUGGCUUUGAUCAAGAAGCUGCGAAAGGCGAAACGUGAGGCCCCACCUGGUGAGAAACCAAAUCUGGUGAAGACACAUCUUCGUAACAUGAUUAUAGUACCUGAGAUGAUUGGCAGCGUAAUUGGUGUUUACAAUGGAAAAUCUUUCAAUACCAUUGAGGUCAAGCCAGAAAUGAUUGGCCACUAUCUAGCUGAGUUUUCAAUAUCAUACAAGCCUGUCAAGCACGGUAGGCCAGGUAUUGGUGCCACCCAUUCUUCAAGGUUCAUUCCUCUGAAGUGAGGCGUUCUGCUAUCAGCUGGAAGAUAUGUGAAGUUUUGUUUCAAGAUUCCUAAGCUAUGCUUUACCUACUCUGUUUUGCCCUGGGAUUUUAGAUUCUACUAUGGAUGUUUAAACGUUGUUCUUUAGCUUAAUACUGCAUCUGAAAGACUGAGUACAAGUUUUUUGACUGAUACUGUUUGUUAAAGGUCAGAUUUGCUUCAGCUC
This is a messenger RNA of Coffea eugenioides, 765 nucleotides long. RefSeq names its product 40S ribosomal protein S15. NCBI's taxonomy places the organism in Eukaryota, Viridiplantae, Streptophyta, Magnoliopsida, Gentianales, Rubiaceae. Gene Ontology annotation, molecular function: RNA binding; structural constituent of ribosome. Gene Ontology annotation, cellular component: cytosolic small ribosomal subunit; ribosome. The record is from RefSeq and is a predicted model, not a curated record. Gene Ontology annotation, biological process: translation; ribosomal small subunit assembly. The transcript has 4 exons. Bases 106 to 561 code for a protein of 151 amino acids.